GCCACGCACAGUACCACCACCGCCGCGCCAGGCGUCACGUCUCGCGCGCGCAGCUCCACCAAGAACGCACCAAACCCGUCGUAGGGGCCACGCCGAGGCCGAGAUGCGGUGGUGGCGCGGCCUCGCCGCCGCGGGCGCCAUGCUUGCCGCCCUCGCCGCCGCCGCGGGGCUACGGCCGACGGCCAAGGAGCGCGGCGGGUACCCGUCGGCCGCCGACGCCUAUAGCCGGCCGCCGCUGCGGUUCGGGUCGGGAGGGUUGUUCAAGGUGGCGCUCUUCGCGGACCUGCAUUACGGCGAGAACGCGUGGACGGACUGGGGCCCCGCGCAGGACGCCGGAUCCGACCGCGUCAUGGCCGCCGUCCUCGACGCCGAGAAGCCCGACUUCGUGGUGUACCUCGGCGAUCUCGUGACGGCGAACAAUCUCCCGAUCCCCAACGCGAGCCUGUACUGGGACAGGGCGGUUUCUGCGGCCAGAGGCAGGGGGGUCCCGUGGGCGGCCGUGUUCGGGAACCACGACGACAUGCCCUUCGAGUGGCCGCCCGAGUGGUUCUCCCCUGACGGCGUCCCACCGCUGCGCUGCCCACCGACGAGCAUGUCGGCUUCAGGUGUGGAUCAAGGAUGCAGCUUUCGAGGGACUCCGCGGAUUGACCUGAUCACAACAGAGAUCAGCAAGAACAGGCUGUCCUACUCAUCGAACGGCCCCAAGGACCUGUGGCCCGGCGUCUCCAACUACGUCUUGCAAGUGCUCUCACGCUCCCACGGCGAUCCGGCUCUGCUCAUGUAUUUCCUCGAUUCCGGCGGAGGAUCAUACACGGAGGUCUUAUCUAGUGCUCAGGUCAAGUGGUUUCAGAGCCAGUCUCAGUUCCUGAAUCCAAAUGGAAGGAUCCCUGAGCUGAUCUUUUGGCAUAUACCAAGCACAGCAUAUGUAAAGGUAGCUCCAAAGGCCAAUUCUGAAAUAAAGAAACCCUGUGUUGGCUCUAUCAACAAGGAGAAUGUAGCGCCACAAGCAGCUGAAUGGGGUAUGAUGGUUGCUCUUGCCAAGAGGCCGUCAGUUAAGGCAGUCUUUGUUGGGCACAACCACGGGCUGGACUGGUGCUGCCCGUACGAGAAGAUGUGGCUAUGUUUUUCACGGCACACCGGUUAUGGAGGUUACGGUAACUGGCCCAAGGGAGCAAGGAUCAUUCAGAUAACUGAGAGCCCAUUCUCGACUGUGUCCUGGAUACGGAUGGAGAACGGGACGAAGCACAGUGAUGUUACACUAAGCUCCUGAAUCUGCCUGAAUUUCAUGUACAGAGGAGAUUUCUCUUUUAAAAGAAAAAAAAAGAGAGAGAACCAGAGGACUGAGUGUUUAUUUUCUGUAAAUUACGAAGUGUGAGCCCUGAUUUUUUUUGGAUAAAAUGAUGGGGUUGUAUUUAUAUUUACUUGAAAUAAUGGUCAUAUAAUAAAUCAUCCGAGGGAUAUAGCUCA
Messenger RNA from Panicum hallii, 1467 nucleotides. RefSeq names its product probable inactive purple acid phosphatase 16. The coding region runs from base 104 to 1270 and encodes 388 amino acids. Lineage: Eukaryota; Viridiplantae; Streptophyta; Magnoliopsida; Poales; Poaceae. The record is from RefSeq and is a predicted model, not a curated record. Gene Ontology annotation, molecular function: hydrolase activity, acting on ester bonds. The transcript has 5 exons. Gene Ontology annotation, cellular component: cytoplasm.